AUGGCCGCGCCUCCAGACCCGAUCUACUCCUUCCGAGGAAACCAAAGCCAAGUCCACUGUCUGAAUUUCCUCCUCAAAGCAGGCUCUGAAAAACUAAUAUCGGGCACCAGGACUGGCCACGUUUUUGUGUGGGACUUGCCAACAAAAAGUUUGAGUGACUCUUUUCUAACCGGCGACGGCACUUGCAUCUCGGUUCUCGUGCCUGACAAACAGGAUUAUUUCCUCACGCACAACAGGAGCGAUUGUGUGAAAAAGUGGACUGACUGGAAGUGCACACUUGAGUUUAAAACCAAAUGUCUGCAGUACUGCGCGGCCAAACUGCUGCAGGCGCCUGCCUCGAGGGCCCAACUCGUCGCUUUUCCUGGAGGAGAGGAACGGAGCAUUCAGGUCGCCAGCUUUGAGCAAGAAGAACGCGUGGUCAGCCAGAUGAAUUACCCUGGCAGUGCUGGAAACAUCAUGUCUCUGUCUGACGCUGGGGCAGGACGAGUGUUGGCGCUUUUUGAAGCUGGUGACCUGUUGCUGUGGGAUUUGAGGAACCCAGGGAAACCUCAGGGUGCUUUCAGAAUUGAUUUGGGUGCCGAUGACACAGCACCCUCAGCUGCUAUGUGUUUGGCCUUCAGUGCACCAAAGUCCCUUGGGGUAGUCGGCUCCUCCGAUAACACUUUGCAUCCAUUUGCUUUGGAUGCCGGUGGCUUUCGUACCUUGCCUUCUACCAAGAUAACUAACGAGGGUACCAGUCACCUCUGCUUUAGACCAGACCAAAAGAUUCUAGCGGCUGCUUGUUGGGACUCAAAGGUGCGGCUCUUCUCAGCUCGCAGCAUCGACAGCAAAACAGUGUUCCGGCCUUUGGCAGUACUUCCAACCUUGGUGGAAGACAAGAGUGUCAGUUGUGUAACCUUCUCAGAUAAGCCUGUUGAAAGUUUUGGAGGUAAAACCAUUUUGGCUGCUGCAGGCGACGCUUGCUCCAUUCUUUUGUGGGACAUUUACAACUAAAAAAGAAUCGAUCUUACUUUUAUUAGUAACUUUAUUGUACAGGAUUCAUUAUUAAUUUUACAAUUAAGCAUUAAAAACCAUAUUAUUAA
Messenger RNA from Cloeon dipterum, 1082 nucleotides. Its product is annotated as guanine nucleotide-binding protein subunit beta-like protein 1. Gene Ontology annotation, molecular function: protein binding. The transcript is spliced from 3 exons. The record is from RefSeq and is a predicted model, not a curated record. Bases 1 to 993 code for a protein of 330 amino acids. NCBI's taxonomy places the organism in Eukaryota, Metazoa, Arthropoda, Insecta, Ephemeroptera, Baetidae.